This is a messenger RNA of Centruroides sculpturatus (bark scorpion), 1131 nucleotides long. RefSeq lists its product as uncharacterized. The record is from RefSeq and is a predicted model, not a curated record. NCBI's taxonomy places the organism in Eukaryota, Metazoa, Arthropoda, Arachnida, Scorpiones, Buthidae. The transcript has a single exon. Gene Ontology annotation, molecular function: nucleic acid binding; zinc ion binding. The coding region runs from base 1 to 1131 and encodes 376 amino acids.
AUGGAAAAUCUACUUGAUUUCAGUAAAUCUGUGUUGUUAGAAUUGCCACGUGCUUCUGGUCAUUUUACACAAAAGGACUUCGUUACGGCGUUACAAGACACGGUCGACAGUAAAGAUAUUAUUGGACUUGGACCGCUACAACAAAAAUGGAAAUGGAUAUUAACGUUAAACAACGAGGAGGUAAGAAGUUUAAUCUUGAAUCUCGGAGAAAUCGAAGUAUCGGGUAGUAAAUGCAUCAUUAAACCAGUAAUUGAAGAUCUUGUUGAGGGAAAAGUACACUGGUUACCUCUAGAAGUACCAGAUAGUUAUCUAAGGAGUAUUCUAGAAAAAUUCUGUGAUAAAAUUGAAAUAAGAAAGGAAAAAUCAAACGAGCCGGGCCUAGAACACAUUUUGAGUGGCAAAAGACUGGUCACUCUAAAAUUAAAAAAAGGAUUUAAUGUCGAUAUGCUUCCGCAUACAUUUAUAUUAUGUAAUUUCCCAGCGUUAUUAGUGAUAAAAAAUCGCGUACCGAGAUGCCUAAGAUGUAGUCAAACCGGCCAUAUCAAGAAAAAUUGUUCUACUCCCUUUUGUUCUAAAUGCAAAAAUUUCGGCCAUGACACCUUGCUUUGUGUAGGACCGACCUAUGCCUCGCGCCUGAGGAAAUCUGCAACGGAAAUACAGUACAAAAGCGACGAUAGUAAAAGGGUAGAGACAAAAGAGAAGUUACAGCAAGAAAACAAUGAAACAAAUGGACCGGAAAUAAGUACUGACAAACCCGAAGAAAUAAACAACACGGAAGGGUUCAAGCUAGUACAAACGAAAAAGAAUAAGCGAAAAGGAAGCGAAAGAACCAAAAAUAUUACAAGUAACAAAUUGGCAAACUCGGAAAUUAGUAGCGAUACAAAAUUAAAUAAUACUUGUCGUGACAAGGACCCAAGUAAAAGAAUAAGAAAGACCUCGCUUUCGGACGAGUCGAUAAAAAAUAAUGAACAGUCAAAUAAAGGGAACAGCAUGGAUAUGGAGUAUGAACACUUCGAUAUCAGCGAUGAAGGUUCUCAAAAUUUAUCCAGCUGGGCAGAUAUAAUGACAGAAGACACAGCAGGAGAUAUAGAUACCCCUGCUGAAUAUAAAAUUCAUGAGACUCAAACCUGA